CACAUACACUACACCUCGGCUUCCCUCAGAUCCCUUCCUGUGUUUUUUCUGCUCCCUUUUGAUGUGGUGAUGGUUCCUGUUGGUUGGCAUUGCAUUGGUCGUUGUCGUGUUGCGGUUGGCUGGCCGGGUGACUGACUGGCCGCCUGACCUGAUCGAUGCUCCCUCUCUCUGUGUGUCUGCUGCAUUGCAUGUGUCGUAUUGGUCAGCCAUGCAAAGCCAUCUGACACAAACGGGACACGCCCCUUACUUGGCCACUUUGGCCAUUCGUAAACUAUCCCAUAUAAGUUUCGAGGAAGAGAACCACCCGAACCACCUGAAAGGAGAGGAUCAUGCUGGGACACGGGACUCUUCCGCAUUAUAUUCAUUCUCCUUGUCCCGGCCCUCCCAGUCUGUUCAGUUGUUCCCUAAGUCCCUCCAUCCCCCUCUCUCUGUUCAAUCGCAAGACAACUUCGUGACACAAGAUGAAGGACAUCGAGUCAGGCGUCAAGGUGCGAGAGCGCGCGGCUUCCGAGACCACCGACAAAGGCCUGGCACACGGCCACCACAAGUUCCCCGUCGUGGCCGUUGUGGCGCUCGCCGCCAUUGCUGUGGCCGUGGCUGGACUGGUCGUGGGAGCCGUUGCCCUGCAGAAAGCCGUCUUCAAGGAGACUGCCACGGACGGCGUGGUGAGUGGAGUGCAUGGCAGAUCUAUCGAAUACAGACAGGGAGGGGGAGGAGGGCAAGGUGUGUGUCGAUGACUGUCUGUCUGUCUGGUUGUGUGUGUUUGGUGUGUGCAGAUGGUGCACAUGACGGCCGGAGCGGACGAUCAGCAUCGAGUCCUGCAGGCUUUGUGCAUGGCCAACCGCAUGGUAAGCACAUGAAAGAGCCGCUGUGCAAAAUUGAGCGUAUGUGUGUGUGUGUGUGUGUGUGUGUGCAGGUCGACGCGGGCAAGGACGUGAUUGUCUUCUGCGAUGUCGACUGCCCCCCGCUGAUGGCCAAGACUGCCGAGGACUUCACUGUCGAGGAGGCCCCUUGUGUGGCCGACACAUCCAAGAGUGGUCUAAUUGACAAGCUGGUGGCCAGGGGGGUGCCGAUCUCUGUGUGCCCGGGGUGCGUCGCCAAACACGGCCUCUCGAUGGAGGACCUCAGAGACGGUGUUGACGAGGUGACCAGCCACACACACACACACACACACACACACAGACGGGAGGGAGGGAGGGAGGAGUGCAUCAUCGAUGACACACGCGUGUGUGUGUGUGUGCAGCACGACGCCAACGAGUUCUUCGCGUUCACGGAAGGGCGGAUGCUCCAUUUCGACUACUGACUGAUUGCACAGCCCAGCCAGCCGCGUGUGUUGCGUUGGGUGGCUCUCUUUCUUCUAUGCGUGUCAGUCGUGUGAGCCACCCUCUCUCCCUCCCACACAGCGUUUCUAAUGUGCUCUUUUUGGUGUCUGUCUGUCUGCGUGUGUGUGCCUAUACGGAUGGCCGGCCAUUGUGGCGCGGCGCGUGUGGAUAUGGGGUGGGUGCGUCAGUCACUCACUCAGCCAGGGGUGCACUGCGGCACAGGGGCGUGUGCGACCGAGUGACAGCUUCCUUUGUCCAUCGCCCAUUCGCAGAGGGGCUGUGUGCUUGGGCGAUGGACGGCAUGUGACACGUGUGUGUGUGUGUGUGUGUGUGUGCCCUUUAUCGUAUGCGCGUUGUGUGUAUCCUUGCUCUUUUUAUACUUAUAUGUAUGUGGAUUACAUCACCUGUCAUGGCGCUUCAUGUGGGUCUGUGGCUGCCAUGCUAUGCGUGUGGCGCGUUUUCCGUCCGCAGGACAGAUCGACGGAUGGGCCACUUUGUGUGGUGUGGGUGUGGGUGUGGUGUGUUGUGUGCCCAUGCGGUCGUGUGCAUGCUGCAAGGAUGGAUGGAUGGAUGGAUUGGAUUGCUCGGUGAGAGUGAGUGGGUGCAUGAUGGACAAUACGAUUGCUGUACAUAUGAAACCAUUCGAAC
This is a messenger RNA of Vitrella brassicaformis, 1970 nucleotides long. Lineage: Eukaryota; Vitrellaceae. The record is from the annotation of a GenBank genome assembly.